GGGUUCGAAACCCCCUUGCUUCAAUCUUUUUAAUGAAGCAGUAGGAUUUACUAUUAGGCUCUGUUUAGUUUAUAUCUAACAACAUUAUAAUUAGGAGUGGGGGUUAGUACCCCUGAUUUUUGUCAACACAUUGGAUGCAUAAGGUGUUGUACCUUGUUAUUAGAAAGUGGAACCUAUUUUUCCGGUUGGCUUCUUUACCCUUGCAUACAGUGAGAUUUAACUUCCCCGUUAACUCAGGCAAGCCGCAUCUGCUGCCUGCUUCGUCGACUCGUCGUUGGGGAGACCUAACAAACGGGAGAAAAACCAGCCUCAGAGCUUCCGUCGAUCAUUCAUCUGCUAGCUCAACUAAUGAUUUGCUUCCAGGUCAUGGUUACCCAACAGCUCGUUGGAAAUUCAAGGGUCGUGCACUUGUGCAUAUGGCUAUAAAUAAUUCGUGCCUCAGCUGACCACAUUCGGGAUUUCUUAUCGUGGCUUAGUCCUGUUAGGCUUGCCCUCAUGGAUUUGCAUUCAGUAAAGGACCUGUAUGAUAGACUUCGUCGGUUCUUUUCCUCAUCGGUUCUGUCAUUAUAUAUGUAUUUCCAACCCUGCUCAAAGGAAACAUUUAUAUUUUAUACGAACAGUUUUAACUCUUUUCUUGGAUCUUAGAAGGGUUAAAACUAUAGCUAGGAAGGAUAGGAGUCUAUAAAUGUUUCUUGUUUGGUAGGACACAACCUAAAGGAAAACAUUAAAUUUUGUUUGCUUGUUUCAUGCAUCAAGAAUCCAUCAGUUCGCGUAUUGUUUUUUAUAUGUUUGUUGUACUAAAUCAUGUCUGCAAGAAUGAUAUGUAGUGUGGAUUAAUUGCUUUAUGAAUAAUAUUGUAAUGCCACUGUAUAAAGAUGAAAAGUUCAGGGAGUUGUAUUGAUCUUGGAUUAGCAAAUGUUUAAAAUUCAC
This is a messenger RNA of Cuscuta epithymum, 930 nucleotides long. The record is from the annotation of a GenBank genome assembly. NCBI's taxonomy places the organism in Eukaryota, Viridiplantae, Streptophyta, Magnoliopsida, Solanales, Convolvulaceae.